This is a messenger RNA of Lolium perenne, 1261 nucleotides long. NCBI's taxonomy places the organism in Eukaryota, Viridiplantae, Streptophyta, Magnoliopsida, Poales, Poaceae. The record is from RefSeq and is a predicted model, not a curated record.
UUCCAGCGGAGGUUGCUCAAAAAAAAAAAAAAAAGUCCCAGCGGAGAAGCUGAGCAAAAUAGCGAUCCCCGGCGGCUAACCUGGAUCCAAAUCCCUACCCACCUUCUCUUCUCGAUUUCCCUCUCCAUUGGCCAACAUUUACAAGGGGCGUACAGAUUCGCCGGAACCUUUUCCGAGCGUUUCCUCUCUUAAUUGCUUCACCGUCUGUUCUCGGUGGCUCGGCGAGCCAUGGGCGGGGGUGAAGACGGAGGCUCCUUCGAUUUCCGUCGACUUCUUUUCGACGGUGCCAUAGCUGGAGCAGCUGCAGGCGUUGUUGUGGAAACAGCUUUAUAUCCGAUCGACACGGUAAAAACCAGGCUCCAGGCUGCAAAAGGCAUAAGUAAAAUUGAAUGGAAAGGCUUGUAUGCUGGGUUAGCUGGAAACAUUGUUGGCGUUCUUCCCGCUUCUGCAAUAUUUGUGGGGGUAUAUGAACCAACUAAAAGAAAACUGCUGGAAAUUUUUCCUGAAUAUUUGAGUGCUGUUGCUCAUUUGACUGCAGGGGCAAUUGGAGGGGCUGCUUCUUCUCUUAUUCGUGUUCCUACAGAGGUGGUUAAGCAAAGAAUGCAACUGAGUGAAUUCAAGUCUGCACCUGAUGCUGUCCGCCUUAUUCUUCGUAAAGAAGGAAUUAAAGGUCUUUAUGCUGGCUAUGGUUCUUUUCUGCUCCGAGAUCUGCCAUUUGAUGCUAUUCAGUUCUGUAUAUAUGAGCAACUUCGGAUCGGCUAUAAACUGGCGGCAAAGAGAGACUUGAAAGAUGCAGAGAAUGCAAUUAUCGGUGCUUUUGCUGGUGUAUUUACUGGGGCUGUAACAACACCCCUUGAUGUCUUGAAGACAAGAUUGAUGGUUCAGGGACAAGCAAACCAGUACAAUGGAAUUAUUAGCUGUGCUAAAACAAUUCUACGGGAAGAAGGUGCAGGUGCUUUCUUGAAGGGCAUUGAGCCAAGGGUGUUAUGGAUUGGCAUCGGCGGAUCCAUAUUUUUUCUUGUACUGGAGAAAACAAAAUUGAUUUUAGCUGAGAAGAACAACCACAAAGAGGCCAAACAUACAAUGUAGGUUUUGUAUGAGGCCUGAGGGCCAUUUCAUUGGUAUAUGCAGUGACCAGUGUGUUGUGCGCCUAGUCCAGUUUAGGAGCUCCAGUUGACAUCCUUGCACACUGCCUUUGCAGCGUAGAAUUUGCUAGGGCAGUUUUCAUGGGGUUAGCAUGUAUACCCUACCUUGUUUUUUU